Molecule: messenger RNA, 1274 nt
Organism: Pichia membranifaciens NRRL Y-2026
Lineage: Eukaryota; Fungi; Ascomycota; Pichiomycetes; Pichiales; Pichiaceae
Exons: 1
Coding region: 57-1130 (357 amino acids)
Cellular component (GO): mitochondrial outer membrane
Molecular function (GO): ATP hydrolysis activity; ATP binding
Source: RefSeq, a predicted model, not a curated record
GUGAAUUGUGAGUUAUCAGUAAACAGGUUACUAUUGAUCGCUGUCUAAGGAUAACAAUGAACAAGUCAGAAGCGUUCAAGCUUAUCAGCGAGUGUGUACUUUUGUCCACGGCCUCGUUUUCGGUGUACUAUUUGCUGUCCACAUUUCUGGGCGACCCAAGCCAUCGAACAACCGAUGAGCGUGACCGGACAUCCAAACAUCUGGCUAGCCUAAGAAAUAGGUCUCCAGAAUUGAAGAAGGUAUUAUCAUCACUUUCCAACUAUGAGAAAAUACUGCUGGCGUAUUUGGUCACACCUGACGAUAUAAAUGUUUCAUUUACGGACAUUGGAGGGUUGGAUGAAGUGGUCAACGAUCUACGUGAAAGUGUUAUCUUGCCUCUUGUUUACCCUGAAUUGUUCACACAAUAUGGGUCUUUGCUGGCUGCUCCAAAAGGUGUGUUACUCUACGGCCCUCCCGGAUGUGGUAAGACGAUGCUUGCUAAGGCGCUUGCUAAAGAGAGUCGGUCGAACUUCAUAAGUAUCAGAAUGUCGACUAUCAUGGAUAAAUGGUUUGGCGAGAGCAACAAGCUAGUUGACGCCCUGUUCAGUUUGGCGAAGAAGCUUCAGCCGUGUAUUAUCUUCAUAGAUGAGAUUGACUCGUUUUUGAGAGAAAGGAGCUCGACGGACCAUGAGGUCACCGCUACGUUAAAGGCAGAGUUCAUGACGUUGUGGGACGGGUUAGUCAGCUCUGGGAGAGUGUUAGUGUUAGGUGCCACAAACCGACCAGGAGAUAUCGACUCUGCGUUCCUCAGACGGAUGCCUAAGAGAUUCAGUAUAAGCCUUCCGAAUGCCGAGCAGCGUACGAAGAUCUUAGACAAGCUGUUAAAUGAUGUCGAUGUCGAGUGUGACGUUCAAGAGCUCGUUGACAUAACCGAGGGAAUGAGUGGAUCUGAUUUGAAAGAGCUUUGCCGUAACGCGGCGGUGAAUUCUACGAGGGAGUACAUCCGAAGACACUUGAUUGACGUGAACGGAGAUCUUGUAGGAGGAGGCGGAAGAAAGAUUACAAUGAGGGCUUUGGAGUUGAAGGACUUCAUCGACAGUAUGGAGCCUGAUCGGGUCAUGAAGCUCAAGCUCACGACAGACUUGGACUAGACGACAAAGCGUGUCCUCAUCUGCAUGCUCAUAUUUUCUUUUUAUAUAAACUGUUUCUCUAAUCAUAACUGGCUAGAUUUAUAGGACUGUAACGAUUUUUUGCAUUUAGCAUAAAAGAAAAAUAGAGGAAAUGAAAUGUGUCCC